Ruditapes philippinarum (Manila clam) is the source of this 1942-nucleotide messenger RNA. Its product is annotated as receptor-type tyrosine-protein phosphatase mu-like. The transcript is spliced from 16 exons. Gene Ontology annotation, biological process: protein dephosphorylation. Gene Ontology annotation, molecular function: protein tyrosine phosphatase activity. The coding region runs from base 402 to 1898 and encodes 498 amino acids. The record is from RefSeq and is a predicted model, not a curated record. NCBI's taxonomy places the organism in Eukaryota, Metazoa, Mollusca, Bivalvia, Venerida, Veneridae.
AAUCUGUUAGUUUAUUCUUUGGUUAAGGAAACUCGGUUUCUAAUAAGAAAAAAAGCAAAAGUGAGACAAAACAUGAGAAAGAAACAACUUUCGAAGAUCUACAGGAGGUUGAUGAUGUUCCAAAUAUAGUUAGUGAAAUCACUGAAUACUCAAAUUCUCCUGAAAUUAUUGAACAAUUAGAUAGAAUUGGAGUGUCGGAGCUGUACGCUUAUGUAUGUGGGCGCAAAGAUACAUUUGAAAUUGAGUACCAGCAGAAACUACCAACAGGGCUACAAAAACCAUGCACUUUUGCCAGAAAGCCUGAGAACAUUGCUCUUAAUAGAUACAAUGGAAUUUACCCAUACGACCAUUCUAGGGUAAACGUUCAUGGGGACGCUGCUUUUUUCAUUAAUGCAUGCUACAUGGAUGGGUACAGACAAAGUAGAAGAUACAUAGCAUCACUAGGGCCGACUUCAAAAACAACAAACGACUUUGAAACCUUUUGGCAAAUGAUUUGGCACGAAAAAUCUGAUUUGAUUGUGAUGCUAACAAACUUACGUGAACAUUCGGGAAUGAAAUGUGAGCAGUACUGGCCAAAUGAGGCUUCUUUGUGUCAAUAUGGCCAAGUUACCGUGACAAGUAAAAAUACCGAAGUUUUUGCAGAGUAUACAAUUAGAAAAUUUACGGUUUCAAAGGAAGAUGAACACCGUUCACUAACACAUCUUCAUUACACAGCAUGGCCCGAUAAGACGGUUCCAGAAGACGUCACAACCUUACUUGAGUUUCGAAAAAGACUAAAGAGCACGCCAACGACUUCAGAGGGUCCAAUGGUUGUACAUUGCAGCGCGGGCAUCGGUCGAACUGGGACUUUGAUAGCAAUCGAUAGGUUGAUAGAAGAGGGCUUGGACAAAGGUUCAGUGAACGUGUUUGAAUGUGUUAAGAACAUGAGAGAACAGAGAGUAAAAAUGGUUCAAACACUUGAACAAUACAUUUACAUUCAUAAAGCGCUGGUAAUGGCACUGACAUUUCGCGCUGAAGCUGUACCCGUUGAACAAAUUCGUGAAUAUGUUAACCGAUCAAAUGGAGAUAUGUUCAGCAUGCUUUUUCAGCAAUUGCAACAGACGAUCGAAACAGACAGCGAAGCAGAACAGAAAGCUCGCAUCAAAAAUAAAGAACGAUCGGGGAAAAAUCGUCGCGGAGCAGACAUUCCAGGCAGUCGAUUUAGCAUAUUUCUUCAUUUAAACAGAGAAGGGGACGAAUCUGAAUAUAUUAAUGCAGUAUACAUAAACAGUUUCAAGAAAAAAGAUCACUUCAUUGCAGCGCAAUCACCUCUACCAAGUACGGUUGAAGAUUUCCUUGCUUUAAUUUACCAAGAGAAUUGUAGUUGUAUUGUCGCUAUGGAAGAUUUGAAUGAGCCUGGAAUGACAGUCGGUGUGUACCUUCCUGAAGAGAAGAAAACCUUAACUGUUGGAAACUUCAAAGUGUCAUGCUCGAGAUUAGAGACUAAAAAGUCACACAUCAUACGAAAAAUGAAGAUAAAAUAUACAGGAAAGUAUGAGAGUGGGGAAAGGAGCAUCAUUCACUUUCAAUACACACAAUGGAUAGCUGAAAACGAUAUUCCUGGUAAUACAAGUGAAUUCGUGCAGUUUGCAAAUGAAGUUGAGGAGUAUGCAAAUGAAUUAGGGGACGAGAAAUCACCGGUCGUUGUGCAUUGUCUCAAAGCAAACGAGAGGAUUGGUUUAUUUUGUGGAGUAAUAAUACUGAUGGAAAAAAUUAAAUAUGAGCGUCGGGUUAACAUUCUCGAUAGUCUAAGACAUUUGAGAACAAGGAGACCAUCGGCAAUUACAAGCCAGAAACAACUUGAGUUCUGCUAUCAAGCUGCAAGUGCCUAUACCAAUCUGCAUAUGAAAAAUAUAUAGGUCUGUACAGGAAAACAGAAAAGAGAAAAAGUGACUUUUAUAAA